This is a messenger RNA of Acinonyx jubatus (cheetah), 11448 nucleotides long. It is a transcript of the gene RBFOX2, whose product is annotated as RNA binding fox-1 homolog 2. Gene Ontology annotation, biological process: regulation of alternative mRNA splicing, via spliceosome; nervous system development. Gene Ontology annotation, molecular function: mRNA binding. The coding region runs from base 4806 to 5933 and encodes 375 amino acids. The transcript has 15 exons. NCBI's taxonomy places the organism in Eukaryota, Metazoa, Chordata, Mammalia, Carnivora, Felidae. Gene Ontology annotation, cellular component: nucleus; cytoplasm. The record is from RefSeq and is a predicted model, not a curated record.
GGACCAUAAAAUGCCCUUUGAAUUAAGUAAUAUGGAAGUCGUUGACCUUGACCAUUUCAAUGGAGUUCAAUGGAGUGAAGGGCUUGGAAACCUUAUUUUGAGUAGAUUGAAGAAGAAAUGAAGGGUGAAGUGGAGACAGGUGUUGUCAGCUUUUUGGGGAAACAUUACUGUGAAGUGGUGAGCAGGGUGGUAGGGAGGUAAGGGGUCAAAGGAGAAUUUUUUAAAAACCAUGGUUCAUUUUGUCAUUUGCCUACUAUAGGCCAUUGGCGUUUUUUAAAGUUCUUUUGCUCUUACAGAUUGCUAUAAUGAACUUCCUUCUACAGUUGUGCGGCUUUUCUAAGCUAGGCUCCUUGGAGGUUGGAACUGCUGAGCCCUAGGCCACGUGUGUUUCAGAUUUUAAUAGAUACUGCCAAACUGCCCCCAGAGCGAUGGCAGCAGUAUGUGCUUUCCCCAUCAGUGCGUGAAAGCGGAGGGAGGUUUUUCUGAGGGUGGGCGUAUGUUUAUUUGCUGGCACGAUAGUGAUGAGUAAAGAGGUGAUGAUGAUGCAAGAGGCAGGGUGAUCAGCAGAGCAGCACAGUCCUUACAGGGGUGCCCGGGGAGGGGCGUGAGCACAAGCGGUGAAAUGGGCCGUGACACCAGGAAUGCUUCCUUCGUUGUAGCAGAGCCUAAGGAAGAGGAGAUUCCUGCAUUUCUAGGUAGGAUUGUAGAUUUGGACAGAAGACGCUGUCUGAAUGCUUCUCUUAUUUGUUUGUUUGUUUGUUGGCUUGUUUAUUCAUUCAUUCCUUCCAAAGAUUUUAUUUUUAUUUAUUUUUUUCCAUUCUUUUUUUUCAAUUUUAUUUUUUAUUUUUUAAAAUUCACAUCCAAAUUAGUUAGCACAUAGUGCAACAACGAUUUCAGGAGUAGAUUCCUUCGUGCCCCGUACCCAUUUAGCCCAUCCCCCCUCCCACAGCCCCUAAGAUUUUAUUUUUAAAUAGUCUCUGCACCCAACGUGGGGUUCAGACUCACCACCCGGAGGUCAAGAGUCACCGACUGGGCCAGCCAACUGAGCCAGCCAGGCGUCCCUGAAUGCUCCUCUUUUAAAAUGAAAUAUUUGGGUAGAGCAACAGCUGAAAGUCAGAUGGUGGGGAGAGAAUUGAAGGAGGUUUGAGGAGAAGGCAAGUGUCAUUUUGGAGAGUAGGAAGCUUACAAGGGCAGCUUUGGUGGGAUUGCUUGGCAUGGAUGAGUGCCCCGUUGAGCUUUGUGAUCAUGAACUUCUAGUGAAGUCGGCCAGCUUGGUUAUGUGAUCUUUUUCCAGCAGCAUUCAGUUGUGUGGGCACAAGCGCAGGGAACGCAGAUAACUGUUUCACCAGGAUUGGAGAUUGGAGUUUUGCCACGUGGCAGGGAUGGAGAGGACACGGGAUUGAGGGUGUUUGCAAGGGCGCGAUGCUAAUUACCAACUAUGGAAUCACAGUUGGACAGAGGACGGAGUGGAAGAAGUGGCUGGAGUAGGUAGAUAAUGAAAAAGUGGUUGGGAUACGGGCUUCCCAAGAGGGCAGGAAUUGUACUGGAGGGGUAACAGAGCGAGUUACAUGGAAGUAUGGGAGCUUAUUUAAGAGCACGAUUGAAACAUAGUAAAGGAAGAACAGAGCUCUUAAGAUAACGUAAAGAUAACGCAUCUUCCUCUUUUAGGGCCGGUUGCUCUGGGUUCCCUAAACACUGCAGGGGUAAGAGCGCUAAUACAUCACCAAUUUGCCUGUAGCUGUACUGAGAGGGGAGCUUUGAGAUGCACCCUUUUUCCCCCUCCACCCGUGCAUCUAGAGCUCACUUUAGACUUCAUAGAAGGUAACCGCAGUUCAGAAGAGGUUUCUGAAACCAUGCUCUUGACGACAUUGGUCGUGGGAAUAGGAGUGGUACUUGACCGGCCCGAGCCGCAGUCUCUGGGAACUCACAGUGUGUGUCCCCUGAAUUCCAAACCUCACCUGUGUCCUUGAUUGCUGGCAGUCUUGGUAAUGGGCAGAGGUGGCCUGCAGGGUUAUAUCCAGGGUAAAAUUUCCGUUGAUUUUGGCAGUCUUGAUUGAUUUUAUCAGUGAGUAAGUAUAGCGCAGUGGAAACUGUCUUGGAGCCCUACAAACUCGUGUUCAGCUUUUGGCUCCUUUCAGUCCCAAGUUCCUUUUAUAUGUGAAAAAAAAUAAAGCAGGGCCUCCCUUCCAGAGACACUGUGAAGAUGCAUUGAGAAAACGCAUGCAUGGUUCAGGCACGUGGAAUGUUCUUUGUACAUAACAGCUGCCGGUGGUGUCCUGUCGAAGCCAUCAAGCAGGGGUGUGAUACUCACUCCCGGGUUUGUCUUGCAGGGGGUUGAGUCCCCUGACCAGAAUGCAGCCACGUCUCUGCCUUUCUUCCUUGAGUCUCCGGUGCUUUGUGAAGACAGUGCUUUAUCUGGACCAGCUUUUCAGACUUGAAUGUGCCUGCAAACCACCUGGGGCAUUUGUUGUGAUGCUGAUUUUGAUUCUGUAGGUCUAGGGCGGGGCCUGAGAGUUUUCCUACUUAAGUAGCUCCCCGCUGAUGCUCGGGCUGCUGAUACUAGUCUAUGGGUCAUAUUUUGAGUAGCAAAAUUCUGUUAGAGAACUGCCCUGUGGGAAUCCUUGCUAUUUUAAGCUGAGAGGAAGCAAGGUUAAAAGAGCCCUAUUCUUUGAACUUUUUUGUUUUCUUAACUCAAGUUCAGUUGGCCCUCAUACGGCCCAUGUCUAUAGCUCAGUGUUGUGGUGAGUGUGUGUUGUCUCUACCCGUCCCGAAGGCGAAAGGAAUAUAAAUUAUGUACAGAGGGUUGUCUUGGAUUUCUUCUGGAAAAAUCUUCAGUGCCUGAUUUCCCAGGUAUAUUUUUACGAAAUUUUGUUGGCUCCUCAGAUGGACACGCUUCCCCCAGCAGCCUUUUAUACCCACAGAGAAACCUGCAUAAAACAUGCAGUCUCUUGAAUUGUUAGACUUUGUGGCAGAGAAUACAGAAUGUGGCUCCAAACCCUUCUGAGCGUCUGGUCCACCAGACUCUUCACAUUACAAAAUCCAGCACUUUCAGAAGCAGGAAUUCGAGAUGCAUUAUAGGGCUAGAAUUACUGGCAGCACCCAUAUUGCUGUCCCCGAUAAUCUGAUUUUUUCUUUCUCAGAAGCAGGCAUGCCAGACUUCCUCUGUGGGCCCUCCCUCGGACAUUUCCUUCUCUGAUGCUCCGAUUCACAUGUUCUCUCCUCAGAGCUAAUACUCAGCCUCUGAGUUUCAGAGUACAGUCACACAGCCUGAUGAAAUGUUCUAACAGAAUGAAGUAUGUGUGCAUCCUGAUCGUAUGUACGAGAGAAGACCGUGAUCCUUUUCAGAGCGUCUUCAUGGUGUGGAAUUGUUAACACCUUUGUGUCUCUUCACCGGCUAUAAAUCAUAGGUUUCCUUAUUUGACUUUGACGAUUGGGGAGAUUUUUUUCCCCCUCUAAUGUCUUUGUUUUCUUUCCUUCCCCCCCCCUCCCUUUUUUUUUAAGGUAGGAAAAUGUGGACAUGCAGGAGCAUGAAUAAAGAAGGUUCGCUUAGCUUGCCUGUGAAUUUUUGGAGUUUUUUUGGUGUCUUUGACGAAAACACAGAAGAGUUUGAUUUCCGACCAGACUGUUUACCCAGUUUUAAAAAUCAUGAUCAGAAAAGGAGAAAAGGGAGAGAAUCGUUUAGAGUAGGUAUUUACAAACUCUCCCUGUGGUUCCAAAGUUUAUAAUGGAUCCACUUACGAGUGUUUUGGAGGUCGUUUUCGGGUUUUUGUGACAUAUCUGAACUUUUCUUAUUUUGUGUCGGAGCUCUUUUCUCUACGCAUUUUUCUUCUACUUGGCUCCAGGAGAGUAGGAGUAUCUUUAUCCCAUCCCAAACUUGACCAAAAGAUAACACCAUAAAGGGACAAUACACGAAAUUCUGUCGUAUUUGUUUUUUUGAUACUUGGUUAAGAAUGAACGCGUCCGUUUUGUGUGUUCAAAGAGUUUGCAAAGACUGCAGUCGCUUAACAGUGUGAUUUUCAUGCAGAUAUUAAGAAUGGAGUAUAGAGAGGUCUGGUAACUUACGAUUUCCGGCAUAGACUAUGAAACUAGAGAGGAAAGUUGCAUUUAAAAAUUGAUUAUAGAUGAAACAGUUUAUAGAAAGUCAAGAUUUAUUUUCCCACGGAAAAAAAAAGGCUGUCUCGGGUUUAGAUUUGGACGUUCUUAGGCCUCUUUUGUACUGGAAAUGAGGUAAUCCUGCCUUCAGAGGAAGCAGAGAGGUUCUGGAGAAAGCAAAAGAAAAGGUGUGGGUGAGGCUGAGAAUCCUGGCCCCACCUCCAAGGUUAAAUGAGCUGGGAGUUGAAGGUGGGAGGAGAGAAAAGGUAUUUCUUAUAAGCUCUCUGGCAGAAGGCAGGUAGUUGGUGGUGGAAGAAAAGGAAAAGUGACUUGUCUCCUACCCUAAGAGAACAAAGAAUUCCACUGGAGCGGGCCCUAAUACGGAAGCACUACAGCAGGAAAGAUUAGGCGGGGAGAGCCAGAGGACCUGUACCUGCGCAGGGCCUGCCUUGAGGGUGAGGCUUGCAGACCUUACUUGGAGAUUUUACAAGCAGGCGAGAGCCGUUUCAACAUGUCUGAGGGGAACAGAACCCUGAGGCAGCUGCAAGGGGGAGUGAAAUAGUCCUCAAAACACAGAAUGUAUAGUGGACCUACUGUGUGCUAGGUACUAUGCAAAAGAUUCCAUGGCCCGAAAUAGAUGGACUCUACCCUGAGAGGUGUGGCUACAGGAGUCAAGAUUGGGUAACCAGGAGCCGACAACAACUCCUGACGCAAUGGUUCAGCCUUUUACUACCAUCCCGUUUCCGCCACCUCCCCAGAAUGGAAUUCCCACAGAAUACGGAGUGCCACACACUCAGGACUAUGCCGGCCAGACCAGUGAGCAUAACCUGACGCUGUACGGGAGCACGCAAGCCCACGGGGAGCAGAGCAGCAGCUCCCCCAGCACACAGAAUGGAUCUCUCACGCAGACAGAAGGGGGCGCACAGACAGACGGCCAGCAGUCACAGACACAAAGCAGUGAGAACUCAGAGAGCAAAUCUACCCCGAAACGGCUGCAUGUCUCUAAUAUUCCCUUCCGCUUCCGGGACCCCGACCUCCGACAGAUGUUUGGGCAGUUUGGCAAAAUCCUAGAUGUAGAAAUAAUCUUUAAUGAACGUGGUUCUAAGGGAUUCGGGUUCGUAACUUUCGAGAAUAGUGCUGAUGCAGACAGGGCCAGGGAGAAAUUACACGGCACCGUGGUAGAGGGCCGUAAAAUCGAGGUGAAUAAUGCUACAGCACGCGUAAUGACCAAUAAGAAGAUGGUCACACCAUAUGCAAAUGGUUGGAAAUUAAGCCCCGUGGUGGGAGCUGUCUAUGGCCCUGAGUUAUAUGCAGCCUCCAGCUUUCAAGCAGACGUGUCCUUAGGCAAUGAUGCAGCAGUGCCCCUAUCAGGAAGAGGGAGUAUUAACACUUACAUUCCUUUAAUCAGUCUCCCUUUAGUUCCUGGCUUCCCUUACCCGACUGCAGCCACCACGGCGGCCGCCUUCAGAGGAGCCCAUCUGAGGGGCAGAGGGCGGACGGUCUAUGGGGCAGUCCGAGCGGUACCUCCAACAGCCAUUCCCGCCUAUCCAGGUGUGGUUUACCAGGACGGAUUUUACGGUGCUGACCUCUAUAUAGAGUCUGCAAACUGCUUCAGAUCCAACAGGGCGGAUACGCAGCCUACAGAUAUGCACAGCCGGCUACCGCGACCGCGGCCACAGCCGCUGCCGCCGCCGCCGCAGCUUACAGCGACGGUUACGGCCGAGUAUACACAGCCGACCCCUACCACGCCCUGGCCCCUGCCGCUAGCUAUGGAGUUGGCGCUGUGGCGAGUUUAUACCGAGGUGGCUACAGCCGAUUUGCCCCCUACUGAAGUGACGUGAGACCCCGCAAAUGGGACAGCCCCCCAGUUCAUGAGGCCUGGCUAUUGCAAUAUUUACUAGUAGAGGAACUCUAUAGCAAGAUGAAGAGGAAAAACAAACAAACAAACAAAAAAAAACACAAAAAAAGAGAGAAUACUUUUUUAUACCUCACUAUGUUCUUUGAAUAUGUAUUUUUCCUUUAAAUUUCUGCCUUUAAUUCUUUUGUUCCAAAGAUUGUGCAGUUUUUUUCUUUUUUUUUCCUUUUUUUUUUUUAACUGUGGUAAAAAAAAAAAAAAAAUAAUGCAUUUCCAUGUCUGUAUGUCCGUGCUAGCUCAUUCUGUCAAUCACGGAAGAGGCAGUUCAUGAGGAAGGAGAGACCUUAGGAGCUGAUGAAUGCAUGUGAUCAGAAAUCAGCAGACAGAGUUACCAAAGUGUAUCCGGUGCUGAGUGGCUGGGGGACAAGCAGAAGUGGAGAUCUUUCUGCGACAGGAUAUUCUUCUAGUCUUCUGAGUUUCUGGUCUUCGGCACGCAAUUCUGGUUGGCUGUGGCUGGAAUCCACAUGCUGAUAGAUGACAGGAAUUUGUGCUUGCAAAGCGGGAGAAUUAAAAGCCACUGUCCUCUCCUCUUCCCUCCUGUCUUCUCCAUCCUUUUUACAAUCAUCUUACCUGCACAGCCUGAGACGGUUGGCAUAGUUUUUGGAAUUAUAGUAUUAAUAUUUCCAAACACGCUCUCAGACUGUGGAUAAUAAACACCUCAUUAGGAAACCGAUCUCAGAAUGAACUCCGGAGUGUGAAAAAGAUCAUUCUUUUCUUUCUUGAGAUCCUAGCAUUCCUGCUGGGCCUCUUCUCCUUUCUCUGAACCACGGCUUGGCUCAUCUGUGCUUUUAUGAACUCCCUGCUCCCACGUCCUCAAGAGUCAGGAAUUUAGGACCCAGGGACAGGAGAAUAAAUAGCCAGCGACCAGAUUUCCCGGCUUGAGGGUUAGAAGUACAGAGUGUUGGGAGUUAAAGACAGUAAGGAAAAGAAAAGGGAUAUCGGAGGGUGUCUGGCAGGGCUCUGAUAUUCCUGUGCUUUCUCUUACAUCAGGAGGGCAGUACAAGGUGUAAAACGUAUGAAAACCGUUAGCAAAAGAUCAAGCAUUGAGUGCCGGGUCUGCUGUCCCUGGAAGCUUGCGGUGACCGGGGCACGGAAGGGCAGGCAGGGGCGCUUUGUACUGGCUCCAAAGCCAUAGGAAUCUCCAGCUCCCGGGGCCUCUGCAAGCCACUUCUCUGUCCACAGUCUUGAGCUCUCGUGGCCCUUCCGCCCGGCUUCUCAUCAUCCUCCAAAGACGCCAGCCGAGCACCCGCCCACUUGGCAUAUAUACCAACACUACAGGAUAUCAAAUCCGAGCCCCUGAGGUUGCUCCCCUCCCAUCCUGGAAGGAGAGUCUGACGUGGCAAGGAUCUUCUAUGUUGCCAGGAAGAGUCCUGUGGUGGCCGCAGCAGUGGGUCACUGCCGCGGCCCUGCGGCUUUGAUGUUACAUGUAUAAGCAAGGUAGGGGAGAGGCGUUUCUCUUCUAGCUGGUAAUGGUAGAGGCCAGGGUCCUGCCGCAUUUCCAAAAUGAAGGCCUGAGAAAAUAGAAAAGCACGUUCUGUUUGGCUCCCUGGUCUAUUCACGUUGGUACUAGGGUGACCUCUCACCCAAGGGAUAGCUGCUCAAGGGAGUAAUUCAGAGACAUGGAGCUUCCGGUUUGGUAUGGGUUUAUUUUCCGUUUGUGUUUUUGUUUUUGUUUUUGUUUUUUGACUCCUGCCUCCACACAUGUUCUUGACUGAUGACUAUUCGUGUCCCUGAAUUAAAAUGACUGACACAUGGCAGCAUGAAGCAUCCUUUGUAAGCAGAGUGAUCUGUCCGGGAGGGACUGGCCUGUCGUGUAAAGCACAACUCUUCUCCCCCCUCGGAAGCCCCGCUCUCCUGAUGACCGGGGGAGAGGCUGUCCCUGAAACGAGGGGAGACGUCAAGGAAGAUAGAGGCCUCGAUGCAAUCUUAACUGAUUCUGGGGAGGACUGCAUGGAACAGGGGACACCAAACUGCCCGGGCCGUUGGCCACUUUGAAGGGUUCUCCUCCCCAAGCCAAAGUUUGGUUCGUUGCCGUCAAGACAAUUUUUGUUGUGUUGUAUAUAAAUAUUUUAGUUAGAGGAAGGGUUCAUGGGAUGUGGGGGCUAUCACAGUUCUAGAGAAUGGAGGCAGGGAGGAUUUUUUUUUCCCCCCCUUUGCUUUUGGCUUUUGUUUUGAGGGAGAGCCUUUACUGACUAAAGACACAGAGAAACCUCGGGUUGUGUUCAAACAGGGGCCAUUGACAAAAAUGGCAAACCACGGCUCGGUGGAGACCAGGCCAGAUUUUACGCGGUUGCGGCUGUCGCAGGGGAAUGAGCUUAAUCAUUUGCUCUUCUUGUGUCCGAGAGAGAGACCAGAACGGUGGGAAAGGGAGAGAAGGCAGCCCCCACCGCCCUUCGGAAAGAGGCGGAAGCUGGAGCUUGGGGUUCCUUGCGUGCAUUUCAGUUCAGCGGGUUCUGGCUGAGGACUCCGCGGGCAGGCCCUGCGUGCCCUGCUGCGUCUCCAGGGAUGGCUUUGAGCACGGCUUCCUCCAGUCCCUUCUCUAAGGAAGGCCAAGCAGAGUUCGGCUUUCGCCAGAGGGCCUUUGCUUUUUAGCGUCAGCACUGAGACUCGGGGCUCCCGUGAGCACCCGAAGGAGACGGUGUCGGCCUCCCCCUCACCUCUUGAACUUUGAGACUCCGUACAGCCAGCCCCCUCGGAGGCAGGUUCCUCGGAGCACCGAGGCUUGUCUGCUCCCGGCUCUGGUUCCCGUCGCACCGAGCGACCGAGCCGGGAGGGAGUCUGGCGUCUGGGGGCUCGUGGGCGGAUGCCGCUCGAUGAUCCAAAAACCUCACCGAUGCUGAAGGCCAGCACGUGACCGAUUUCCACAGCUUUCCCGUAGCUCCUGGCGUGGACUCCUGUGCUUAGCAUCUUACUCCUAGAGAAGCUGGGCUCCUUUAAGGAGACCCCUAGUGAAAACCGUCCUCUUGGUCUCCCUCUUUCGGCCCAGAGAGCUGCCCGUAGGUCUUUUCUGGAAUCCCUUGUGGUGCGCGGUUCACCGGGUCAGACAUUGUGACUCAGCGUUGUUAAGGCUCUCGGGUUUGCCGGCCUUGCCGCCGCCCCCGGCCUCCGGCAGCCACGAGGUGGGAUGGAGCCGGUGUCACUUGUCCUCGAAAAAGAAGGGCACUGGGGCUCAACUCCUAGUUUAAGAGGGGAGCUAGUGGACAUUAUUCAGUAGAAACCCGGGACAGCAGCUUUUCCUGAAAAGUAGAACCCCUCAGGGGCUGGGCCGCUCUGACUUCAGGUCAUACUUUCCUAGCCGUGCAGUGGAGCAGUGGGUGAGUCAACACCCCCGUUAGUUUCCCGAUGGGAGGGAGGUGUAGACUCGGGAUUGGAAGCCACCUCGAGGACCUGCAGGAAGGCCUUGAUCACCCCCCUUUCCUCGGGCAGGCGCGCGAGGCCACGCCAGGGUCCAUCUGGAAGGCACGCCGGCCGGGAGCCCGGCGUCCAGCCCCCUCUGCUGCUUGCAGCCUCUAGGACAGUAACAUUUGCAGAAUUGCAGACUUUUUUCCCCCAGUUGAUAGGAAGAAAGGGACUUUGGGGGGUGGGGGUUGGGGAAGGGGUAGUGGUGUUUUAAAAAGCAUAAGUUACCUGUUUGCACUGUUAUAAGAUAGGAAAAAAAAAUAGUGGGCAAGGUGAACAUCAGACGUAAAUUUGCGUGUUUUUAUUUUGUCAUGCUCUUGAAGAUGUCUGACCAUUUGUAGGUAUACACCAGUGAAACUUGAUUCUCUGUUGCAUCAAACACUUCUUUUUUUUUUUUUUUUUUUUGGCAAUGUUACUGUCCACAAACUUCUCCCCUCCCUUUCCCUGUUCCUGUGUACUUCUUCAUACUUGCUUUACUGAUCAACCAGGCAAUAGCCAUCCAAGAGCUAGAGCGUGAAGCAGGGCCCUCUCCAAGUAGGCUCCGGGUGUCCUAAGCCAGCACGUGCCCUCUGGUUUAGUGAGUGCAGUCGAGUCCCUGGCACCUGUCUUGAAAACAAGGCUUCCAGACCAGACUCCAGCAAGUUCUCGAAUUCCUGAAUCCGAUGGACCAGGAGCGAGGAGCUGAGCGUGGAGGGGACCCCUCGGGUACCGAAGUUGGCUGUAGUAGCUGAGUUCUUCUCCACGUUACCGGAACUGUAGCCAGUUACAGUUUACUCAGGAAAACGGUAGAUCAAUUCAGCCAUGGUAGUGCUGGUUGGCAGGGAUUGGUAACUGAGGGAACUGCUCGUCAGCCAAAACGCAAACCUUGCCUUUAAGGAGACUGCCGGCGGGGGGCUGGGGGGGAGGGGGGGGAGGGCCUUUCCGUGUCCCUUCUGGCUGGUGGUCACACACGCCUGUGUGGGGAAGGCCCGGUCACACUGGCAAGCAAAAAGGGAACAUCGACUCUCUUUCCUCUCCCCACCCCCUGCCCCAGUCACCGACACCAGAUUCCCAGGGGGUACACGCGGUUUUGAAUUUUUUUUUUUUUUAAGUGACUUUCGGUUUGGUUUUUCUGGGGACUGAUAAGUGCUUUAAGCAAUGUCUCUACCCCGUUGAGACUCCCAGCUUAGCCAUUUUCUUGUAUUUUUCUGUUCGCAGUAUGUGUGUGUGUGUGUGUGUGUGCGCUCGUUUUGGCUGUAUUAUAUAUCGAGUGAUGAAUUGAUCCUCUUUUUUCCCUAAGGGAUAUGAACUGUUUUUGUUUUUGUUUUUGUUUUUUUUCUUGUGUUCUAAUUCUGCUUGUGAAUAGCUGGAGCAAACCUGGGGCUGACACACGUAAGCUAGGGCUCAAGUGCUCAGAGAGCCAGCGCAGUUGACUCGUCCCUGACGGGCGACCGGCCUGCGUCUCUGAGCCUUUCAGUCCAAAUCUUUGCAAGGCUGAAAACGCCACAGACCCUCUCCUCUCCUCCCCACCCCCCAUGGCAGGGACUGGACCAUCCCGACAUGCAACACGCAGCCUCUCCGGCCCCCUCCCGUUGCCAUGGCAAAACAGGUACCUUUGGGGCACGGGGGCAUCACGUGGGAUGCUUGUACAAUUGACCACCUCGCCUUCUCUCCCCACCCCCUCACCCCCAGAGUCACUUCCUAGGACACCCGAGCUGCUUGCCCAGGGUCCUGUUUCCCUGCGAACUCCAGAGAAGCACCCCAGGGCUUUGUGACAGUCUCUGACUCCCUCCCCUUCUCGUUAAGAAUCAUAUUGUAUAGUAGCUUUCAGACCAUACAGUAUUCAUUGGGUUACUCCUAUUAUUAUCAAGUAGCUGGAAUUGUGAAGGUCGGAGUAGUUAGAUCUUUAGCUUUUAUUCCUUAUUUUUUUGUAUUACUAUCCAUGUGUAUAAAUUAUUGAUCAUGUUGCUGGCUUUUAUAAACUCUAAGCAAAGGAGGAGCACUGUCUCUGCCUUUGCAAAUGGUAAUGAAGCACUGUUUUUAAAUAAAAGAGAGAAACACCA